UCAAUCGAUUCAAAGUAUUUCUUCUCUUCGAGAUCUUCCAAAUUCUCUCAAUUCGAUCAAUUUCUUGCGAAAGAUUUGAAGAUGCAGAUCUUCGUGAAAACCCUCACCGGCAAGACCAUCACCCUUGAGGUCGAGAGUUCUGAUACUAUCGACAACGUCAAGGCCAAGAUUCAGGAUAAGGAAGGGAUCCCUCCGGAUCAGCAGCGUUUGAUCUUCGCUGGGAAGCAGUUGGAAGAUGGUCGGACCCUCGCCGAUUACAAUAUCCAGAAAGAAUCCACCCUUCAUCUUGUGCUCAGGCUCCGUGGAGGGAUGCAGAUCUUCGUCAAAACCCUUACCGGUAAGACCAUCACCCUUGAGGUCGAGAGCUCUGAUACCAUCGACAACGUAAAGGCCAAGAUUCAGGACAAGGAAGGAAUUCCUCCGGAUCAGCAGCGUUUGAUCUUCGCUGGCAAGCAGCUGGAGGAUGGUCGGACCCUCGCCGAUUACAACAUCCAAAAGGAGUCCACCCUUCAUCUCGUCCUCAGGCUCCGUGGAGGGAUGCAGAUCUUUGUCAAGACCUUAACAGGAAAAACAAUCACUUUGGAGGUUGAGAGCUCGGAUACCAUCGAUAACGUGAAAGCAAAGAUCCAGGACAAGGAAGGGAUUCCUCCGGACCAGCAGAGGUUGAUUUUUGCCGGAAAGCAGCUAGAGGAUGGCAGGACCCUGGCAGAUUACAACAUUCAGAAGGAGUCGACCCUUCACCUUGUGCUGAGGCUUCGUGGAGGGAUGCAAAUAUUUGUCAAGACUCUGACUGGGAAAACGAUUACUCUCGAAGUGGAGAGUUCUGAUACAAUUGACAAUGUUAAGGCAAAAAUUCAGGACAAGGAAGGAAUUCCUCCGGAUCAGCAGCGUUUGAUCUUCGCCGGCAAGCAGCUGGAGGACGGCCGGACCCUCGCCGAUUACAACAUUCAAAAGGAGUCAACUCUUCACCUUGUGCUGAGGCUUCGUGGAGGGAUGCAAAUAUUUGUAAAGACUCUGACUGGGAAAACAAUUACACUGGAAGUGGAGAGUUCUGAUACAAUUGACAAUGUGAAGGCAAAAAUUCAGGACAAGGAAGGUAUUCCACCAGAUCAGCAAAGGCUCAUCUUUGCAGGGAAGCAGCUGGAGGAUGGACGCACCCUUGCGGACUACAACAUCCAGAAAGAAUCUACCCUUCAUCUUGUCCUCCGCCUCCGUGGGGGUGAUUUCUAAGAAAGUUGCAUCCUUGCUGCUUAAAUCUGGUUGUCUCUCUUCUUUUUCAAAAUCAUGAACUAAGUGCUUUUAAUUUUAACAUCUUUUGUUAUUGGGUCUAUUUUUUUUUUUUUAUGGAAAUAUCUAUGUACCAAAACGAUCAUUUAAAUAAAAGUUCUUCUCUUUGAAAGAAAGUGUGAUUGCUGAUUGCUUUCCAUAUCAUGAUUUCUGAUUACAGCAGGGAACUCAACUCUGCAUCCUUUUUAGUUUUUGUUACAAGAGAGUGGCUUAUUCCUGUUGUACGAUGAACAGGAUGAGCUACUGCAUUGUAAACUUUCUUAGCUAGACUACUACUUGUGUGUAAUUCUUCUCUCAUAUGUGGCUGAUACUGCACAUAAUGCCUCUUCUACACUGCUUGUGGUGAUAUAUUUCUGGUCAUGCUCAGAAUCCUGGGUUUAACAAUUAACAGCCUAACACAUUCAAUUUGCUAAUGAUUUUGCCAUGAGGAGAUUAGAGGUCCAAACUAGAUGCAGAGAUUUUUCCAUCCUGGUACUGCUCCUGUUUUUGUACGGUUGUCUGUUCCUGGAUAUAUUCUAUGCUACAAACGACUGAUUGAUAUAUACAUAAACUGCCCCAAUGAUU
Molecule: messenger RNA, 1851 nt
Organism: Rubroshorea leprosula
Lineage: Eukaryota; Viridiplantae; Streptophyta; Magnoliopsida; Malvales; Dipterocarpaceae
Source: the annotation of a GenBank genome assembly